AUGGCUACCGGUAUCAAGCAGCCGAAGAUCGCUGAGCGAUUGUCAAUAUUAAACAGGCGCCAACUAGGGGUUUUGAGUCGGUUACAUUUUAUGAAAACCACUCUUGCCGAUCCUGAAACUCGCCAUCCGUUCUUGCCCGGUGGAGAUAAGGCAUUUGACAACGCCUGGAAGAUUCUCCUGAAAAAGUUUCCUAAUGUUGAAACCCGCUCAAAUUCUACCCUGAAUGUCUUCUGUAAUCAAAAGGAAUUUUAUAAGCAAACCUCUUUACUUUACUAUAACUUUGUGGACGUUUUGGAGGUUAAGGAUAAUGUUCUGGACCUUCUUCAACGAAUUAGUAAUGCUGGAAUUCAUCUUGAAAUCAAUCUUAAUUCUGAUUUGACUUAUCUCUAUCUCGAGCUCACCACAAACUAUUUUGCAAUGAUGUAUUUCCUCACGAGAAUCCCUGAUUUAAAGGCCAUUUUAAUGCUUUUCAAUUUUCUCUUUGAACAAGCUAAUGGAAAACCUGAGCCUAAUUUUUCUCGAAUGGCCGAGCGUUUUGUUGACAGCCCAGAAUCUCUUUUAAAACGUCUUCUGGAGGAAUUCAAACCCUUUGCUUCUGUGCUAUCAGUUGCGUUGUCAUCUCUUCAUGACUUUUUCGUUCGAAGAACUGUUCGAGCACAAAACUGGCGAGAUAGUCUCUUUCUCAACAUCCUUGCAGAACCCUCAAAGAUCACUCACACAGCGCUAAGUGAUCAGCUUCCUUGUGAGCUUCUCUCCUAUGAGGUGAUGGAGCGUUGGGUUGUGUUUGGAUUUCUCCUAAUCGGACCUUCUGGGGAAGGGGAUGAUUCGUUUGCAAGAAUUCGACUUGCUCUUCGAAACAGCUAUGUGAUUGUUCUUUUCCGCGAUGAGGUUAUUCACGUCCAUGGACUUCUAACUCUCUUCUAUGAGUCUGUUUGGACAGGUAAAUCGUCAUCUAAACGCCUCUCUGAUAUCAAAGAAGCCAUGUCUAUUGCUUAUUCACAAGCCCCUGGGGCUCAUUCUGACAGGCGAGAUUAUCUGCGUUCCUCUCUACGUCAACUUCACUCCGUUCUAUCUGAUCAACCGGGUCUCCUUGGCCCCAAAGCUUUCAUUGUUUUUUGGGGGUUGUCUUAUGCUGCAGAUGAGAUCUGUUGGCUCCUUCGCCACUCAUGUAAUGUCCCCCUGAAAAAGAAUAUCAAUGUUGACAAAUUCGCUGAUGUAGCUUUACCCGAGUUGCUCUACUACAUUGAAGAUCUUCGUAAUUUGGUCAGACGCUAUUCUCCCGUUAUUCAGCGCUUUCAUAUUCAAAUGCUUCCGGCUUACGAUGCUCCGGGGUUAGAAGAACAUCUUCGUCCAUCCAAAAACAAGCUACCUAGGGAUGAGGUGGAAAUUUUUAAUGGAAUGCUUACUCAGUUGCGUGAAGUCGAGGAUGUCUUGACUUCCAGCGCUCCUCGUCAUUGUGAAUUCGCUAGUCUUCGACUUGACUGGCUUCGUUUGCAGACUGUUCUCUUCGCAAAAGAAUCACCACUUCCUCUAGUAGACUGUUGUCGAUUAGCUACACACUUGCACUCCACCACCUUCCAUACUCGUCUGAUUGAUCAGAUUGAGGAUCUUCUUAGACAAGUCUCAGAUCUCUCUGUUUACUACUUUUACUGGAAUAAACUGGAGGAGGUUUUCAAUCAUAGUCUUGUCUACCCCUCUCAACUACGCUACUCCGGCGUUUUUCUCUCCAUGCCCGCCAGUUUUACCAAUACUUGUCAUGAAAUGUGUCCUCGAGAACGCUACCUCAUCGGUAAAACUUCUGGAAAUCUAACGCGCAGAUUUUGCAGGAAGUUAGUCGACGCAUUGUGCUCUUCCUUUUUCGUCCAUUUAGAGGAGAUGUGCAAUCUGGCUGAACAGUUAGCACCACAAAAGAGUGUACCGUGGUUAGUCGAAGAAAAGCUGAUGAAAAAGAAGUCGGUGGAGGAGAGUGGGACUAUGAAGAAGAAUAAGUCAGGUGCGUCAGGUGGCCAACCUGCUGUGAAUCCAAUCGUAAUGCCUGGUACGGAGAGUUUUCGACACAAUCGAAUUGACCAGACCUCUUAUGAUAAGACUCUAUUCACUCUCUCACAACUCUGUUCUGCUCUCACCUUCCGCAAGGACUUACAUGCAUUUGAGGAAGUUUUUGAUCCCCGUACCGUCCUUCAAACUGAACUUCAGUUGAGAAUCUUUGAGUAUCUUCGUCCGAUUGUGCCUAUCGUUCCCACCGGUCCAAAUGACAAGACGGAAGUGGAGUUGCAUCGACUUGUGAGACCCUCAGACAUGCUUCGUCGAGCUCGAGCCCUCAUGGAGGUUCUCAUUGACCUGGAGGAUCUAGUUCGAAUCGAUGUUGUAGCAGUCUUCACUAGCAUCUUUGAACAACAUGCCCAGCCUGGCAGUGAUACCUCAAAGACCGUCCAAACACUCACCAGAUGCUAUACCGAAUGGUACGCUGAUGACUUCAUUCAACAAGCCUACGUGGGACAUUUUGUCUAUUCACCCCUCCUGAAGAGUUUCGUCACUAUGCCCUCUCCGGAUGCUCCUCGGUUCCGCGCUGAGGAGUAUGCUGAUCUGGCCGAACUUCGAGCACUCUCGGAACUCAUUGCGCAAACAGUGCUCCAAUUUCUCAUUUUCUUUCCCUAUCAACGAAACUACUAUAUUUCAGGUCCCGUGGGAAUGAAGUAUCUGGACAGCCGGAUUAUUGAACAAAUUGGCUCCCGAGUUGAAGAGGUCAAGAAAUUAGUUAUUCUCAAUCGCCCUCUUCUGGAGGAUCUGCGAGUAGCUUUUGACGAUCCCAUCAAAACACGCAAACUUGCCGCCCAAUUGCAGAAAGUCGACAUGCUCCUUUCUUAUUUGCGAGAAAUCGGCGUCGGUUUGGCCUUUAUUGCUCUCUUUCGGGAAGCCCUUGGUGAUGUGGUGAAGGCAUGUCUGACUUCUUUAAUCAGACUGCGCGCUCCUUUUCUUGUUGAAACGGCAAAAAGUAUUCGAACUCGAAUGCGACGUCAAGGAAAGGGCAAGCUCUUACCUCCACCCUUGAUUGAUUCUGGUGUAACCCUGGAAAACAGAGAUUUAGAUUCAAGAACUGAAGAAAUCGCGAGGCUCUUAGAAGUCCCGUUACUGACGAGCAAUCUCUUUGCAGCAAUGGGCCUAACAACUGACGGUCUGGAUGCUGGUCUCUGUGACCUCCUCCGUUUCAAUCAACGCACUUCUUCAUGUAUGAAUGGUGGUGCUGGCCUGACUGCACCAACUGCUGAACCUCCGCUGAAAUUUCAGUACGAUAUUGCCUGUCUCUUCAUUGUCUUUGUUGCUAACGCCUUGCCUCAAUUGGCCAAGGUCAGCGGCUGCUCCUAUCAGGUCAACUUGGCGGCAAAUGAGGGUAAUAUGCACUGCAUAGCAUACGCGGUCACCACUCUCAUGAUCUGUAUGUUCUCAGUUCUAUGUCCGGGGAAUUUAGAAGAACGUUCGACGGAAUUUCUUGCUCUUGCCUCCUCUAACCUUCUUCGUCUUGGACUGGAAUCAUGCUCAUCACUUGUCUCUGCUGCAGAAAUUAGUGGUGCUGCUGAAAACUCAUCCACUCGUCAUAGCAACAACUCCAAUGUCACAAACAAUGGAAAUCGGGACUCGGUGUAUCUUCUUUUUGAUGAAAUCGUUCGUCUAUCGCCUGUUUUAACUGCCAAUCUUCAAGAAGCUUGCUUCCCCUAUGCUCUUAUUCGUAGUGCGUACAAUCAUUUGGCAAAUGUGAAUUCACGUCUUCAACAUCAGCAUCCCCAUGGAAACGUGAGAUCAAAUGUUUCAUCGGUGGGUGGUCACCAUCAUGUUGAUGGGCUAUCGUCCUCGCAUUAUCACUCCUAG
Molecule: messenger RNA, 3867 nt
Organism: Rodentolepis nana
Lineage: Eukaryota; Metazoa; Platyhelminthes; Cestoda; Cyclophyllidea; Hymenolepididae
Source: the annotation of a GenBank genome assembly